This is a messenger RNA of Lentinula edodes (shiitake mushroom), 1305 nucleotides long. RefSeq names its product NAD-P-binding protein. Gene Ontology annotation, biological process: glycolipid biosynthetic process. Gene Ontology annotation, cellular component: mitochondrion; lipid droplet; plasma membrane. The record is from RefSeq and is a predicted model, not a curated record. Lineage: Eukaryota; Fungi; Basidiomycota; Agaricomycetes; Agaricales; Omphalotaceae. The transcript has 10 exons. The coding region runs from base 1 to 1305 and encodes 434 amino acids.
AUGGUGGAUAUACUCGUUCUCGGUGCAACUGGCGUUACAGGUCGACAGGUUACGCGUUAUUUAAACUCCCACCCUCAACAUUCCCAAUUCACCCUGGCAAUAGCCGGAAGAUCCAGGAGGAAACUUGAUAAUCUCAUUUCGGACUUGUCUCUUCCAAAAUCUAUCCAGAUUCAAGUCGUGGACGUAACAAAUUUUGAACAAGUCGAAGCGUUAGUGAAAGAUGCAAAGAUAGUCCUCAAUACUGUUGGUCCAUACACGAAAUGGGGAUCUCCUGUUGUUCGUGCUUGUGCUCGCAAUGGUGUGCAUUACGUGGAUCUCACUGGAGAGCAGAUAUUCGUGAGGGAUAUCAUAGAAAAGUACGAUUACGUCGCCACUAAAACAGGAUCCAUCCUCGUCCCUUCGUGCGGAAUGGACUCUUUACCUUCUGACAUCGCCGUCCACAUUGCCAAUAAAGCUUUAAAACAACUUUCCAAAGAUGCCGUCGAACCUCUGCAAAUCGACACGUCUACUACUUCGCAUGAAUUGCACGGCGUUUUUUCGAACGGCACAAUCUCGACCAUACUAACAGCGUUUGGAAGUACUCCAAAGCACAAGCUCGCAGAAUCAUUGCGAGACUAUUACCUUAGUCCAGUUGAAGGCAAACCAUCUCCACCUCCACGUCUCAAAUACUCCAUGUCGCUUCCUAGCACCCGAGAGGCAGUAGUUGGUGGCUACUUCAUGAUGUCAAGUGCAAACAGAGCAAUUGUACAGCGUUCAUGGGGCCUUUUAGAAUGGAAUUCGCUGACGACUAAAUCUACUGAGGCCAAGAAACAGCGAUAUGGACCAAUGGUCUAUGAGGAAUUUAUGCGCCAGAAAAGCACAUUUAGCAGUGUCUUAUUGACUUUAACAUUACUAGUCGGGUUCAGUUUGAUGACACUGUCUCCGGUUAGAUGGUUUGUCGGGAGACUAGGCAUGAAAGAGACGAGCAUCGAUCUCGAUAGACAACUUGAAAGCGGAAGUUUGGAUGUCAUAAACGUAACCACUUCCCUACCCUCUUCAGCGUUCCCAAAACCUGUGAAGGUCGAAACCACUAUAUCCGCCAAGGGUGAUCCUGGAUACUACCUUUCUCCGAUCAUGAUGGCAGAAAGCGGGCUCGCUUUGCUGUUGGACAAACCAACGUUACCUGCGCUGGCGAAGAAUGGAGGUGUCCUGACUCCUGCAAUAGCGUUGGGCGAUGUUAUCGUCAAACGGCUUCAGGAAUUUGCCAAGUUUGAUAUCAGAUGCGAGGUGGUCGAUGGAGCUGGAGAAAGUCGCAAAACGAUUUAG